CCUAAUCUGUCCGCAUCCGGAAUGUGGCAAGUUCUUCCAAAUUCACAAAGAAUGAUGUUGGAAAACGGGAGAUUGCUUCCAAAUCUUCCAAAAUCAGUCUUGUUUGAACUUCAGCUCGAUCAAAUUUGGAGGUUCUCGUUUCUUCUUCCACGAAUCGGCGAAUCGUGACAAUCGGCGAAGCAGAAAGCUCGAGAGAGGGGCGCGGUAAGAGAAUGGAUGAAGUAGACGACGCGAUCAGUUGAUAUGAUAUUGUAUAUUUGCUUUCGAUUUCUUUUGCUUUGCAUAGUAAAUUCGAGAGCACGAUUCUCUUUGCUCACAUAGCUGAUUCAUUGGCGCCAAAGACAAACGACUCUUCUUACCGAAGUAAACGGUACUAAAACUGACAGUUCAAUUCUGAAAAGGAUUUUUUCCUCUUUUUCAUGCCCAUUAUGCUUACCAUUUCUCUUCGCGGUCCGACUUUUGAGUAGCUUUUUUCGUUAAUUUGUUGAAUUUCGUGUCUCGCUGAGCUUGUUUUCUGCUGUUGACUCGUUUUGUUGUACUGGGUCACUGGAUUUGUGAUGGUUGAGUUCAUAUUGUUCACGAGCAUCAUGAAAUCGGUGAGAGAGAGAGAUGGAGAGAGCCAGAGACGGAGAGAGGGAGGGUGCUGAAAAAAGAAAGAAGUUCAUAAUUUUGGUAGAAAAGCAAAAGUAACUUUAUCUGAUUGGGAUUCAUAGAAUUAGUUCACUGUCCCAUAUGGAAUUUUACUAGUUGAUCUGACAUGGUUUUAGAGAGAACGUUGGAGAAAUAUUUUGUUGGGUAUGGAGUUUUGAUUGGACAGUUUCCUCGAGUGUCUUGUCAUGGCGGUUGUGAGUUCUAAGCAAGAAGCUACACCCCGAGCUGGUCCAACUAACUAUGCUGAAGCUUCGCCAAUUAUGAUCAGUUCAAGUAGAGAGAUUGUAGAAGUGUCAGUCGGAGCUAUUAGUGAAGAUAUUAUUUGUGUUGCUGUUGGGAAAGAUGUGAAAGAGUGCUUAUCAGUUUUGAGGUAUGCACUAAAUUCCUCUCGUGGGAAGAAAAUUUGCCUCCUCCACGUUCAUGUCCCUGCACAGAUGACUCCAUUAAACGGAACCAAAGAGGAAGUGAGAGCAUAUCACAAGUUUGAGAAGCAAAAUUUGCUGAGGGUCAUGAAUGAGUAUAUUCUGUACUGUCUUCAAGAAGGGGUUCGUGCCAAGAAAUUAUGUGGCGAAGCUAAGAGUGUUGAGGUGGGGAUAGUUGAUAUGAUUUCCCUGCAUAGGAUUAAAAAGCUUGUUAUGGGAGCUGCUGUAGACAAGUGUUAUUCAAGGAGAAUGGUGGAUCUGAAGUCUGAGAAAGCCAUUUACGUGCGUUCGCAGGCACCUGCCUUCUGUCACAUUGAGUUUAUUUGCAAGGGGAACCUCAUCUGCACCAGGGAUGGUAGAUCAGAUGGAGCUCAAGUAGAAACUGUCUUCUUAUCACCGCAAACAAGUCCAGACUCAGAAUCCUCAGAAAUUUCCCCGUGGAGAUCUCUGUCACUACCACCGGGACAGUUUCAUAGCAGGGAAGUUGGAUGUUCAUCUUCAGAUUUACGUCCUAGAGGGAGAUCAUUGCUUGUUGACCAUUUUAGAGGGAGCACACUAAAUCCGUCUUCUCCUGAUAAUAUGAAUGGGGUUCAUACUGCCAGAAACUUGGAUGUUAACGAGGCUUCGGAUGGAUGGGGUUUAUUAACACAGAGAAGUCCUUCUGAAAGGUCAGACAAUUCCAUACGCUCUCCUCAUGAUGUGAUUAAUAUGGCUCCUUCUCCACCUUCCAGGGUUGAGUUAUGUGCAAAUUGGCUGGAGCAGGAUGCAAAGUCCGGUGAUUAUCUUUACAAUCAAUGUGAACGGGUGAUGAUAGGGGCUGCAAAUGCAAGGCCUGAUUCAUUUUUCGAAGCAAUUGCACGCGGAAAAUCUGAGAAAGAAACCAUUAAUGCUCUACGCAGGGUUAAAGCUGCAGAAGUGUUAUAUUCUGAAGAACGGAAGCAAAGGAAGGAGGUUGAACAAGAACUAGUCAAGGAAAAUGCAAAACUUGAAAGUAUAAAGACAAAACUAAAUGAAGAGAUGGAAGAGCUCCGGAUGGCCCAAGAUCAGAAGGCAAGUUUGGAGAGAGAACUUUUAGAAUCUGAUCUAACUGCGAAGGAGUUAGAGGAAAGGAUUCUUUCUGCUGUUGAAUUGUUACAGAGUUACAAAAGUGAGCGAGAGGAAUUGCAGAUUCAGCACGACAAUGCACUUAGAGAAGCAGACGAGCUUAGAAGAAGAAAUCAAUCCACACGCCGGUUCCUUCCACAGUUCUUUACCGAGUUCCCUUUUUCGGAGAUUGAGGAAGCAACUCAAAACUUGGAUCCUUCCCUGAAGAUUGGAGAAGGGGGAUAUGGGAGUAUAUACCGAGGUGUUUUACGUCAUACGACGGUGGCUAUAAAAAUCCUACAUUCUGAUAGCUCUCAAGGACCCUCUGAAUUUCAACAAGAGGUUGAUGUAUCGAGUAAGAUGAGACAUCCUAAUCUUGUCACGCUCAUUGGAGCCUGUCCUGAAGCUUUGGUUCUCGUCUAUGAAUACCUUAGUAAUGGAAGCCUCGAAGAUAGGCUCAGCUGCAAGGAUAACACUCCCCCUUUAUCUUGGCAAACACGAUUACGCAUCGCCACUGAGUUAUGCUCGGCCCUUAUGUUUCUUCACUCAAGUAAGCCCCACAGCAUCAUUCAUGGUGACUUGAAACCUGCAAAUGUAUUACUUGAUGAAAACUAUGUAUGCAAGCUUGGCGAGUUUGGAAUUUGUCACUUAUUGUCACAUGAUGAAAUGCUAAACAACGACGAAACACUUGUUUGGAGAACUGACAACCCCAAGGGGACGGUUGCUUACACGGAUCCUGAGUUCCUUUCAUCUGGUGAGCUAACAACAGAGUCGGAUGUCUAUUCAUUUGGGAUAAUACUCUUGCGGUUGUUGACCGGUAGAUCUGCAAUGGGGAUAUCAAAGGAAGUGCAAAAUGCAAUUGAAAAUGGAAAGCUAAAAUCCAUUUUGGAUCCUUUAGCAGGAGAUUGGCCAUUCGUGCAGGCCGAACAGCUUGCUCGAUUGGCAUUGAGGUGUUGUGACGUGAACCGAAAGAGCCGCCCCGAUCUUGUUACCGAUGUCUGGAGAGUGCUUGGACCAAUGAGAGCUUCAUGUGGGGGUCUAUUGUCUGUCAAGCUCGGUUCUGCAGAACACUUGCAACCUCCCCCUUAUUUCAUCUGUCCCAUCUUUCAGGAAGUCAUGCAGGAUCCACAUGUGGCUGCAGAUGGCUUUACAUAUGAAGCGGAGGCCAUGAGAGGAUGGCUAGACAGUGGACACGAUACUUCGCCAAUGACAAACUGUAGGCUCGAGCAUCGCAACCUCGUCCCAAACCGCGCUCUUCGUUCUGCUAUCCAGGAAUGGCUCCAACGAAACUAAAACGUUCCCAUUUUUUGGUCACCAUAAUAUGACUGAAUGUACAAAAGAAGGUGAUGCAACUAUUUUUCUUUCAUAUUGGUCGCCCUCUUUUGUUUUCCUUCUGUACUGAAUUAAUAUUUUAGUAUGUUUUCUAUAAGCUUGUACAGUUUAGGGUAUUAUUCGUGUUAAAGAAAACAUGAAGCUGCGUGCCAUUUGUUUAUAGCAAUGUAUGGAUUAUUGCCUUCA
Molecule: messenger RNA, 3674 nt
Organism: Cucurbita maxima (winter squash)
Lineage: Eukaryota; Viridiplantae; Streptophyta; Magnoliopsida; Cucurbitales; Cucurbitaceae
Product: U-box domain-containing protein 33-like
Exons: 9
Coding region: 837-3449 (870 amino acids)
Biological process (GO): protein phosphorylation; protein ubiquitination
Molecular function (GO): ATP binding; protein kinase activity; ubiquitin-protein transferase activity
Source: RefSeq, a predicted model, not a curated record